CUAAAUCUGAAUUUUUAGAAAUGAUUCCUGGCUGUCAUAUUAUAGUAUUAGUGUAACUUAAAUCUGUAAUCAUUUUCUUCUGGUGAAUUCUGACACACAAGCGUAUCUCCGUAUAUAUAUAUAGGAAAGGAAAAAUGUCUGUUCGCCGAAACUUCAUGAAUGUUGUUCGUAACUACACAGAGGCUGAGGUUAAAGUUCGUGAAGCCACAUCAAAUGAUGCCUGGGGUCCUUCAAGUUCACUGAUGAGUGAAAUAGCAGAUAUGACAUAUAAUGUUAUCGCAUUUUCGGAAAUAAUGUCUAUGAUUUGGAAAAGAGUAAACGAUCAUGGGAAAAAUUGGCGGCAUGUUUAUAAAGCACUUACGCUGUUGGAUUAUCUUAUAAAAACUGGUUCAGAAAGAGUUGCUCAGCAGUGCAAGGAGAAUAUUUUUGCUAUACAAACACUUAAAGAUUUCCAGUUUCUUGAUCGAGAUGGGAAAGAUCAAGGUUUAAAUGUCAGAGAGAAAUCGAAACAACUAGUCCUUCUUCUCAAAGAUGAAGAUCGUUUGAAAACUGAAAGAGCAAGAGCAAUAAAAGCAAAAGAGAGAUUUGCUCAGGCCACUACUGGUAUAGGAAGUGAUCGUCAGAUUUCAUAUGGGCAUGGAAGUUCAACACCGCAAACUCAUCGUACACCAGAGACCAGACACACAGCUCUCACAUCUUCACCAGUGUCAACAGAACUUGAGCAGGCUCGACCUCAAACAGCAGGCGAAGAAGAACUUCAGCUGCAAUUAGCUCUCGCUAUGAGUAAAGAAGAAGCAGAACAAGACAAGAAAGUAGAUGACAGCGAUGAUCUUCGAUUAAAAAUGGCACUAAACAAAAGUGUUGAAAAUGCAAAACCAGCAGUUGCCCCAACAUCAAACAAUCAGUCCAGUCUUCUUGAUCUCACAAACGCAGCAGCACAAUUGAAUGAUCCAUGGGGAAGAAAUCAAGCUGCUGCAGCUGCCUCUCCAAUAGCCCAGCCUGCCGUUGAUCCAUUUGGUUUGCCAGUGGCUACACCACAACCUCAGCAACCCGCUGAUCCAUGGGGUCCCGCACCAGAGAUGUCAAGACCUGAGAUUCAGUCUAUUCCAAAAGAUCCCUGGGGUGUCACGCCUCCGGUUGUUGUUGAUUCAAUCGAUCCAUGGGGUGGCGGCAACCAACAACCACAAAUCAAGGUGCAGGGUGGCGAUUCAUGGUCUUCACCGAAUACAGUAGUUGCACAGCCUGCUGUAAGUAAUGGUUUCGAUCCUUUUGCUUCAUUGGCAACGUCUAGUAUACAGCCCACGCAAAAUACAACUGGAGUACAAAAUCUUAUGGAUGAAUUUGACACUCUUGGAUUGGCUUCUGUUAACAUAAAUUCGACUGAUUUGAAGCCAAAAAAAUCUGCCAACGAUUUCCUUGGAGAAGCAGCUGAUCUCGUGAAUCUUGAUAGUCUUGUCACUCCUGCUCCCUCCAAUAAAGCUGUGAGCAAUCCAUUUACUAGUUCUGCAAUGCCCCGUGGCCCUGCACCAUCAUAUCAAUUCCCCCAGCCAACACCUCAACCAAGCAUUAAUCAAAUACGAGGGGGUCCAUCACUUCGACCCACACUAGGCACUACUGUGCCUCCAGCAUCUCUGAUGGGAGCACCAACUAUGGUGACCCCAAUGCCCCCCUAUGGAAUGCAAACGAAUCCAAUGGCAAUGCCGGGAUAUGGUGUGCCGUCUCCUAAUCCGAUGGCCACUUAUGGUAUGACAGGGAUGGCACCUGGGGGUAUGAUGGCAAAUAAUAGCUUAGCAAUGCAACCCAACAUGGGUAUGGGUAUGCAACCUCAAAUGACGCAGGACAAUAAAGCAAAUCCUUUUAUGCUUUAAUAUUUGCUGUUUGUUUUACUUUUCACUUGACUAAUAUAUCACAUCAGUUGCUCUGUUUAUUAGUUUUCUCAUUAAUGGCUGUAACCGGAAAUACUCAGUGAGUUUAAUUGAACAUUUUAUUCAAUGAAGAUAUAUCUUUGCAAUGCAAUUCCCAUUUUGUAUAAUAAACUCAAACAGGAUGAAAUUUUAUGUUUUGGGAAUUCUGGUAUAUUCAUAUAUAUAUUAUGAUAUAAUUUAUGACUUUACUUAUAAGAAACAAAAUAUGUAUAACAAAAAGUUCUAUAUUAAAUAAGAAGUCAUUUUGCGUUUAUACAUCUACAGAAAUCUAUUAAAUUUGAAGUCCAGUCUAGAGUAAAUAGACCAGGCCACAGUUUUUUUCUACCAGUAAUCAUCUGCAAAUGAUAUAGGGAAUAUAGAUAUGUUUCAAUAUUUUAUUCCUGUUAUGUCAGACAUAUCAAACAUACUUACAUAUUUCACUUCAUCACUGACAGCUAUCAGUCUUUUUAUAACACAUGUAAGUCAGUAACUUAAUGAUUGCAGUAUAUCUAAACAGCUCACAGUUAUUUGUCAAGAAACUCAAGUCAAUAAACUUAUUAACUUUACAUUCUUUUUAUAAUUUUGUAUAAAAAUUUAUAAUUUUUUUUCAUAAUCAUAUUUGGUUGUACAGUAAUAAAUUAUAGCAUGGUUUUCUUCACUUUUUUUGUCCUUCCUCAACUGAAAAUAUUCAGAAUUUGUUGAACAUUUUUUCUUUAAAUAAAAAUGAGGAGAAUAUUCUAUCAUUCUUGUAAGGUUCAUAAUCUGUUGCUUUUUCUGUCCAGAAGCAUAUAUAAAUUUUCUCAUUCAUUCCAGCAAGUUCUUUAUUUUGAGAAUAAUAUUCAACUGGUGAUUUCAAUGAAGAAUUUCCUUAUGAAAAGCAUAGAACAUGUCUCGUUGAUAUGCCAAGAGUUGAAGAGAAUUUCUUAUAUCAUUGCAAUGAUGGUGGUUUGUGACUGUAGAUUAUUUUACUGCAUUGGAUAUGCUAUAUUGGCUUUUUUUCUUCAUAGUACGUUUGUUAUUUAUUAGGCGUCAUUUGUGUUGCUUAUAAUAAGAUAAUAUCCUAAUUUCUAACAAUGUUUUGGUUUUAACUCAGCAUUCCAUUGUAAAUGAGGAGCCAGUUUAAUCCAGUCAAGUAUGUUAAAAAAUCAGCAAUAUCGAAUGUUGAAAUUGAUGGUGCUGAUGCCUGCCCUAUUCGAUUACUCACUUGUGCUUGGAAAACACAAACUAUUUUAACUUCAUUGCUAGAAAAUUUUUGCAAUUUUCUUCCUGGAAUGACUAUACUUUGCCUAAUAUGUUAUUCAUCAACUGUAAAUGUUUUUUUUGGAUUAGGUUUUAUGAUUCAACACACCUAACUCUGACCAAAUGAAUCGAAUGUUUUAGUUUUCGAAACUUUGUCUUGGACAAAUAUUAAUUGAAAUGACAAUAUGAACAAGCUUGGUGUGAAUCGGGUAAUCUGAUUCAAUUAUGCAGUUGAUAUAUAAGAGGUAAGAUGAGAUUACCAAAACAUUUUGGCGUUUUUAUUUAAAUAUAGUGUGCAGUUUGUUGUUGCCGUGUUUUAUGUCAGUGACUGCCUUGUGCAUUUGUAGUGUAUCUUUAUUUUUCAUACUAUUGUAUAUAUCUAUUGCGUAAUUAAUGAUAUUUACUUGCAUAGUCUACCCAUAUGUAGUGUGCUAUAUUCUGUUGUAUUUAGCUUUCUUACAAAAGGCUUCUUUUCUUGCUCUUCCCACUCUAUUAGAAUGAUCUAUACACCAUUUUUGGCAACAACUUUAUAAAUGUAGAGUGUGAUACAAUAUCUUAUAUUACUGUACACAAAGUUACACAGGUUGGAAUGGUUUCAUUACAGCAUACAGCAUACUUUAUAUGUCAGGCUCCUUCCCUGAAGGACUUUCACUGAUAAUACAGUAGCUUCUGCUGAAAAAGGAAGUUUUAUUUUAAUCACAGUUGAUUUUGGAUUCUUUGGACAUUAAAAAUCUUUGCUGCCAAACUUGAGGUUGGAUUCAUUUCUGAGAAGUCGCUUCUUUGAUUUUUGUACAGUUCUACUGUUAUAAACAACGCUAUCGUUGAAUUUUCCUUUCAUGUAACCUGGUAUGUUAUUAAUAAAUGUCCAAAGUGCAUACCUACCCUA
This is a messenger RNA of Styela clava, 4029 nucleotides long. Its product is annotated as epsin-2-like. Gene Ontology annotation, biological process: endocytosis. Gene Ontology annotation, cellular component: plasma membrane; clathrin vesicle coat; endosome. Gene Ontology annotation, molecular function: phospholipid binding; clathrin binding. The record is from RefSeq and is a predicted model, not a curated record. Lineage: Eukaryota; Metazoa; Chordata; Ascidiacea; Stolidobranchia; Styelidae.